GCCGAGUCAAUUGGCGAUACAUUUACUGUGUACAUGUAAGUUAUAGGAAAUAUCGAGUUAAUUCUCCAGUUUCUUGACUUUUAAGGUCCAUCAUAUAUAGGUAAGCAACUAUAAAACUUAAACUGUCGCCUAUGUAUUCAGCCACAGAUAAAACCACUGCAUCUAAACUUUCAAGUACCACGACGACUUCAAUAUUUUGGCGUCAUGGCGACUUCUCAUGACGAUGUCCGUACUGCCGGUUUUAAGGUGGAGAUACUUAACGCCAUCGAAGCCCUUCCGUCGAACAAUGGCGACUCAUCUGAUAACCCUAAUGAGCUUGAAAGCGCGAUUCGGAAAUGGACGUCCAAUCGACUAACCACCCCUUUAUUCUAUGUACUUCAAGACUCAUCGAGCACGGAUAUCUCCAUUAAUAGCUUGACACCCUCCGACUUGACCCGUUUCUGCUGCUUGCAAAGCCUCGAAUCUCAAUAUCACUUCCAUGUCUUCAUCGCCCAGAUAGAGAAGAGGGAGAUAGGCACCGAAACCGAUACUAUGGAUUGUGGGCUUGAAGAAAGUGAAGAGGAGGCUCUCCAAAAUGGAGCCCAAGCUAUUGAGGUUAUAGAAUGGUCGGUAAAAUUGGCCUUUGAUGUCUAUGGCAAUCGAAAACCGCAUAGUUUAGACAUAAAAUCCGAUUUAAUUCUCCAAGGUGAUGUUUUUAUUGACUGUGAGCCCGACGAGGAAGGCGAUCUCCCCAAAGGCUAUGAUGAACCCGUCCACCCUGGUUUACGUGGAUUCUGUCAAUAUUAUCGAUCAUUGGCUCUACUUAUAGUCCCUCAAGCUACGAUGUCAACUUAUAUUCUGAGCAACUUCUUAAAGGCUGGCGAUAUGAACCCCGUAGCUGAUCUCCUAGAAUACUUCUCAUCGAGAUGCAACGUUCUAGCAAGUGACGGCAUGUAUUUUGAGACAUUAGCUGAUCUAUGCGGGUAUUUCUUUUCCCAGCGAAAAGCGAAGACGUACUUUAAGAUGGAACUCCCCGAACCUACUAUCGCCAAAGUCCUCCAAGUAGCACUUCUCUUCCAGGAUCGCAGCCUUUUUGAGCUGGUUUGUAAUAAUAUCGAAGUCAACCUUUCGCCUCAAUUUUUCUCGUGGAUCGCAGUGAAGCUUCAAGGGUCGGGGCUGUCACUCACUACACUGAGGCCAGCUUUCGACCGUUCUGUUUUAGAACAGCAAACCCUUGGGGAUCAGUAUAGGCAUAUUUUGACCUUAAAUACCACCUAUGAUAAGACACCAAAAGAGCUACGGGAACUUGUUCUAAAUAUGUUAGACAAGAUGGUCCAACUUUGCUAUACUUCUACACUCUAUGAACAGGAUGGAGAAACCCUCGUUCUUAUUGCCUGUAAUCACCGGGAUUAUGACUGGCUGUUGAAUAAGCUGGGCCCUCUAGUUUCUAAUAGGCGCGAUAACAUCGCCUUCGUACUGGGUUUUAGUUGGCAACUAUAUGCUAGUGCUCGCCAGGGUAGGUUGGAAGUCUCCGACUCUUUUGGGUUUCUGAAAGAUACUAUCAAGUCUCUAAUUGCGCGACUCGACGUCGUUCGCCUUAUUAGCGAACAAGGAUUCCAACGUUGGCAGCAACAAAGAGCAUCUCGGAGAGGAGAUCACACGCGGCCCAAUCGGGAUACAAUCGCACCGCCUCCUCCACCGGUCACUAGUGACACAUUACUCAAUAUGUGUAGGCUUCUAUUUGACCUCGGCAUGGAAAGCGACUUGCGCGACCUGGCAAUGAGGUUGGUGGAGCAAAGCGAAAGAAUUGACUUGCUCGAACUCGCAGACCUUUACGUACCUUUCGCCGGCGGUUUCAUGGAUCUUCUAGAAAGUCGACCAAUCUCGGUUGAAGAUCCUGCAUUCUCGACGCUAAUACGAACUAUCAUCCAGUCGUUCUGGACUCGAUAUAUUGUCAUGGAAGAGCCAAUCCCUACUCAGGUUGAACAAAGACAAACGUCUAACCAGAGACUAAUUAAGUCCAGCUGGGCUAAACGGGUGGAAAAUGCCAGACGGCAACUCGCAACUCUCAACCAGAGGAGUCUGCUGCUGGUGUUAGGGAGGGAUUAUUAUAACAUUACCGGGAACGAACCACCUUACUCCGAGUACCCACAACCGGACUUGAUAAUGAUUGAACCAUAUGCUGUCCCACAACCCUAUGCUGCGGACUCCUCUCGCCAACCACGAAGUUACCAGAUAGAUCACCCAGCCAGGGUGGACUGUAGCCAAACGAAUGGAUCCCUGAUGUUUGCUGGACUAAAGCGCAAACAACUCGGGGAUGACGAAUUUGCUGACGAGCGACUAGCGAAGAGAUGAAGUUGGUAACUUGCAUUUAAAAUGGAGUUACUUGGUUUUUGGUUUGAAUAUUAAUAUUGAAUAUUACUAGGUUGGGUUAUGUAUUUGGAUAUCAUGUGUGACGAGAGUUACGGAAAAGGGGCUUGUGAGCCGGAAUAGUUACACGGUUACAUACGAUACACGGUGCCUAUCGUAUUAAUGAGGUCUCCACUUUAAGCACGGUCUGUGUAAAACAAUGUAAAACACGACAAAGUCGCGUUUUUAGCGUUGUAGAA
Daldinia loculata is the source of this 2588-nucleotide messenger RNA. RefSeq lists its product as uncharacterized. The transcript is spliced from 5 exons. The coding region runs from base 205 to 2334 and encodes 709 amino acids. The record is from RefSeq and is a predicted model, not a curated record. Lineage: Eukaryota; Fungi; Ascomycota; Sordariomycetes; Xylariales; Hypoxylaceae.